AAAAUAUUAGGCGAGUCGUAGUCAUAUGAUUUGUUGAUAUGCGGUAGUUCUACUUUGUUGAAGAAAACAUUUCAUUGCAAUAAAAUACAAGCACCAUUUUAAAAACAUGCCUGUGGCGAAAAAAGAUGUUGGGAAUUUACUCGAUUCGCUUUACUUAGAAAUGCUGGAUUUAAUAGAGCAACAAACAGCGUGCCGACUCAAUAUUGAACGAUUAAUGAAUAGUGGCCAGUUGAUGCUUGCUAAAACACGUUACCUUCAAGGUUCACAAACUAUCAGUUCUGCGCAAAUUCCAACGGAAAAUAGUAAUAAGUUUUAUGCACUUUGUGAAGUAAAAGAAGAACGAAACGAGUCGAAUGUUUCAGGUGCUGAGUACACUAUGAACCGGCAUGCUAUUAAGAAAGAUGAAGGAUUUGUCGAGCCAAUGCACUGGUUCACGGUAUUGCCGCCAAGCAGCCUACGAGCCGCAUCCGAACAGUUCAAAACAUGUUUAGAUUUUGUGUUGGAAAGUGCCAACCUACAACGUGAGCUUCUCGCUGUUAUGGAAAAUAUCAAAAGGCUAAAAAACAUUGGUAUAUAACAGAAAUCAGUUGCUAACAUUUUUAAUGUGGUAUUAACGUUUAAAAUAAAAUAACAUUAGUGUAAAAACAAUA
This is a messenger RNA of Anastrepha ludens (Mexican fruit fly), 650 nucleotides long. RefSeq lists its product as uncharacterized. The transcript has 2 exons. The record is from RefSeq and is a predicted model, not a curated record. Bases 107 to 577 code for a protein of 156 amino acids. Gene Ontology annotation, cellular component: extrinsic component of endoplasmic reticulum membrane. Lineage: Eukaryota; Metazoa; Arthropoda; Insecta; Diptera; Tephritidae. Gene Ontology annotation, biological process: vacuolar proton-transporting V-type ATPase complex assembly.